CCCCCGAGCACUUGGGCCUGUCCCGCCGCUCCCCUCAGGGCUCGCCGUGGCACAAGGCCCGGCCCUGCCGCGGAGGCACGUCUUCUGUCACCCUCGGGCUGGCUUCGCGCUGCAGCCUACGCUUGGUUUUCCUCAGGCAGCGCCUGCCCCAUCCCUUCCAGGGGGUUGCAGCCCCUCCAGCCGUUUGCAUGGCAGCCACAGCAGCGCAGAGGGUCUUCUGUUCCCCAGCGACCCUGCUGUGACUGAGCGUUUGCUGGGGAAUGAGCCGUAGUGCUUAUCGGGAGGUGUCAGCACUAAAAGCUAAGCAGAAUCUGCUGCGGCUUACAACAAGAACACAGCUCCUUUUUCCACAAAACCAUUUGCUCUGUGUCCUGGUGCUCUCUACGAGCACACUGAGUAAAGUGAAAUUCAUGUCUGAGGACCAGCCAUCGGGGCAGGAUGGAGAGCUUGGGCCUGCAAACAGUGACCCUUAGUGACGGGAUGACAGCCUACAUUCAGCAGGCUGUCAAAGAUGGAAAGCUGGUUGAAGGACAAGUCAUCGAACUCGAAGAUGGGACCACGGCUUAUAUCCAACAGGUGACAGUUGAGAAAGAGUCUGUGGCUUUUGAAGAUGGUCAGCCAGUGGUGUUGGAAGAUGGCAGUAUGGCCUACAUACACGAUGCAGCUAAAGAGUGUUAUGACCCCAACACCUUCGAGGCUGUCCAGCUGGAGGAUGGCUCCACUGCCUACAUACACCGUCCUGUCAUUGUGCCACCAGGCAGCACCAUCCUGGAAGUGCAGACAGAAACUGGGCUGGAGGAGUUGGCUGGAGAGGAGGAAGAUGAUGCCUUUGAUGUGGAGACCAUUAAUGCAUUAAAGCAGUACACCAGUAAGGCUUCUGACAAGGAAGAGGAGGGAGUGACAGACCCCUGCCACACGAAGAGCAAGGACUCCAGCAAUGUCUCUUCCCAGGAUUUGCAGGAGGAGGAAGUGCAGAGCAGUGAGAAGAGGCCGCAGGUUGGCAGCAAAGCUUUCCGCUGUGGGUACAAAGGCUGUGGCCGCCUCUAUACCACCGCCCAUCAUCUAAAGGUCCAUGAGCGCGUUCACACGGGUGACAAGCCGUAUACGUGUGACUUCCCAAGCUGUGGGAAAGCAUUUGCUACAGGAUAUGGGCUGAAGAGCCACAUGAGAACACAUACUGGUGAGAAACCAUACAAGUGCCCAGAAGAUGUGUGUAGCAAAGCCUUCAAAACCUCUGGGGAUCUUCAGAAACACAUCCGGACACACACAGGUGAACGGCCCUUCAAGUGCCCCUUUGUGGGCUGUGGCCGCUCUUUUACCACAUCCAACAUCCGGAAGGUUCACAUCCGAACACACACAGGCGAGCGGCCGUACAUGUGUCCCGAGCCCAACUGCGGGAGAGGUUUCACCAGUGCCACCAAUUACAAGAACCACAUGAGAAUCCACACAGGAGAGAAGCCGUACAUGUGCACUGUGCCAGGCUGUGGAAAGCGCUUCACUGAGUACUCCAGCCUCUACAAACACCAUGUGGUGCACACCCACUGCAAACCCUACACCUGCAGUUGCUGUGGCAAGACCUACCGCCAGGCCUCCACGCUGGCCAUGCACAAGCGCAGCAGCCACGAGGUGGAGGCCACGGAGGAGAGUGAACAGGCCCUCUACGAACAGCAGCAGCUGGAGGCUGCUGCUGCUGCUGAGAGGGGCUCCCCUCUAAAGAGCCAGCAUACUGCGUUCCUGUCAGAGGUGGAAGAAAAUGAAGAGGAGGAGGAAGAUGAAGAUGAAAUAGCUGCACAGGUCUCAAUCAUCUCUCAGAAUGAGACAGAGCAGGUCAGUUUGUCACGAGAAGACCUGCAGGCCCUGGGCAGUGCUGUCAGCAUGGUGACACAGAGCGGUCCCCUCCCCGGACCCGAAGAGGAGCUGGUGGGUGAUGGCACACACACCGUGACUGUGGCCAACACCAAUGGCAUCGAGACACUGCCGGUUACCAUAGUCACUUCUGGGGCAGUUGUAUCUGAGGAAUCAGCCAUCACCCCCCUCCGUCAUCAGCAGGUGGCUUUGCUGGCUACUGCCAACGGCACCCACAUUGCAGUGCAGCUAGAAGAGCAGCAGAGCCUGGAGGAAGCCAUCAGCAUGGCUGCAGCAGCAAUGCAGUAUGAACCUGUGACACUUGAUGCAGCUGUGUCUGAGAAUGGGUGCUGAGCCCCUGCAGAGCCUCCCAGGCGGGCAGAGAAGGCAGCCCCAGCCUGUUCUCCACAGGGAUGGUGGGAGCUGCUGGAACCAGGAUGGCCAGCAUGGAGAAGAGGUGCAGUACGUGAGCAAUGGAAGGUGUCAGAGCAGCUGGCAGUGGCUGCACCACGCAGCUGGUGAGAGCUCAUGCAUUGGGCUACAGGAGUCACCCUGUUCAAUGGGCUCUUCCCUCCGAGGAUGGGUGGCAAAGGCUGCUGCCUUCUCUUGGAGGCUCCACUGUUUUCCUGCACUCUGAGCAGCAACUUCGCUGCUGCUUGCCUUGGGCACUGACUGCCUCUGUCUGAAGAUGGUAGAUGGUGUCUUCUAGUUCACAGCUAAGAUCUCCAAGACCUGCCAGUCCUCGGCAGUAGAGGUGAAGCCACAGAGAUCUCAGCAGUCUCAGUGUGCAAAAUAGUUUCGGAGAGGCACGUUUCCUGCCCUCUCCCUCUAGGAACAGCUCCUCUUUCCUGCCCACCCCUCAGGUAAGGGGCAUGUGGGCAGUGUUUGUACAGAAGCAUUGAAGCCCCAUCAAAUCAAGCCUGGGCUGUCCAGGGCUCUGUGUCUGGAGCAGUGACCUGGUGCAGGGUGAGCAUCCGGGCUGGCUUCGGCAGGAAUUCUCCCAUCUCUGUCACACUCUUGAGCAAACUUCCCUGGCAGACUCAGUGCUGUGGAGCAGAGCAAAGCAUUCCCUCCACUGAAGCCAACCAGCUGAGCCAGGCUUGGAUGUAAAUACUGAGUUGAAAUAAAAACAAACUGAAACUUU
Molecule: messenger RNA, 2989 nt
Organism: Neopsephotus bourkii (Bourke's parrot)
Lineage: Eukaryota; Metazoa; Chordata; Aves; Psittaciformes; Psittacidae
Gene: ZNF76
Product: zinc finger protein 76
Exons: 15
Coding region: 439-2199 (586 amino acids)
Biological process (GO): central nervous system development; regulation of transcription by RNA polymerase II
Cellular component (GO): nucleus
Molecular function (GO): DNA-binding transcription factor activity, RNA polymerase II-specific; RNA polymerase II cis-regulatory region sequence-specific DNA binding
Source: RefSeq, a predicted model, not a curated record